CGUCGUUGUUUAACGGCGAACAGUGGACUAAAAUUUCAGCGAUGACGGUAAGGAAGAAGGCCAAAUUCAGCCGAACGCAACGGCAUCGCAUCACAUCACGCUGGUUACGCGUCAACACUCCUCAAUUCCAUUGAUGCCAACCAACUCCAAACACCCGCUGCCUCAUUAACUUCCUCCACGGAAGUUGCUCUUGCUUGCUUGCUACUCAUAUAAUCCAAUCCGAUCCACGCGCGCCCAAUUAAUUCCCGACGACAUGGCUAUGGCUUCCACCACCGCCUCCGGCAACGGCAGCGUCCACACCACCACGGCGGCGCCCUUCCGAACCCACAAAGACUUGGAGGCCGCCAGGAGGCAGCGGCGGCGGCGCUGCCUGUGCUGCUGCCUGGUGGCCACCCUGGUGGUGCUCCUCCUCCUGGCCAUCACCCUCCUAGUCCUCUUCCUCACCGUGCUCCGCGUGCGCGACCCCACCACCCGCCUCGUCUCCACCCGCCUCAUCGGCGUCGCCCCGCGCCUCUCCUUCCCGGCGGCCUCCAUCCAGCUCAACGUCACGCUGCUCGUCACCGUGGCCGUGCACAACCCCAACCCGGCGUCCUUCGCCUACGCCUCGGGGGGCCACACCGACCUCACCUACAGGGGCGCCCACGUCGGCGACGCCGAGAUCGACCCCGGCCGCAUCCCCAGCCGCGGCGACGGCACGGUGCAGUUGGCUCUCACGCUGCAGGCCGACCGGUUCGCGGGGGACCUGACGCAGCUCAUCGGCGACGUGAUGGCCGGGUCGGUGCCGCUGGACGCCAGCACCAGGAUCCCCGGGAGGGUGGCCAUCUUUGGGGUUUUCAAGCGGCACGCCGUGGCCUACUCCGACUGCCAUUUCGUGUUCGGCGUGGCGGAGAUGGGCGUGCGGAGCCAGCAGUGCAGCGACCGGACCAAGCUCUAGCGAGCUGGUUGAUUCCAUUUCACAGCGACAGCAUGUGAGAGUGAGACAAGACGAGACGAUACGAGAAGCCACUGCUGCCGUGUUCGCUUUCUUCUUUCUUUUGUAAAGGAGGAGUUCACGUGCAUCCGCGUGUUGCACACCACGAAUAACACGGGCGGCACGUCACGUUAUAGAUAUCAGAUCAGGAAUUCAUAGUUGUACAACUUUUAAUUAAUCUUCUUUGCUAAUUUUGUAAUUGAUUUGAUUCUAUGUAUAAACAUAUGGCACUUGUAUGUCAGUUUGGAUACACAUCAUGUAUACAUACAUAUACAGUACUAUGCUAGGUUAAACUGAC
Oryza brachyantha (malo sina) is the source of this 1268-nucleotide messenger RNA. RefSeq lists its product as uncharacterized. The transcript has a single exon. NCBI's taxonomy places the organism in Eukaryota, Viridiplantae, Streptophyta, Magnoliopsida, Poales, Poaceae. Bases 254 to 934 code for a protein of 226 amino acids. The record is from RefSeq and is a predicted model, not a curated record.